This is a messenger RNA of Dicentrarchus labrax (European seabass), 3498 nucleotides long. RefSeq names its product tetratricopeptide repeat domain 26 (gene ift56). Gene Ontology annotation, molecular function: protein binding; intraciliary transport particle B binding. Gene Ontology annotation, cellular component: intraciliary transport particle B; ciliary base; ciliary basal body. The record is from RefSeq and is a predicted model, not a curated record. The coding region runs from base 148 to 1821 and encodes 557 amino acids. Lineage: Eukaryota; Metazoa; Chordata; Actinopteri; Moronidae. The transcript is spliced from 19 exons. Gene Ontology annotation, biological process: intraciliary transport involved in cilium assembly; intraciliary anterograde transport.
CGAGUCUAUGCUGCUGGUGAACUGUUAGCUAGCUAACGUUACCAAGACCGCACAUAGCAACAUUCGCCUUCAGAUAUUGAACACCCAGCGUUACCUAGUGAUAAACAACAGUUAGCUAACGUCAACUAACUUACCUCUUCAACAAACAUGAUCCUGUCUCGCGUGAAGCCCGCCGUGGGAGCAGAGACACCGACGAGCAUCAGUGAGAAGAAGAAGAAGAACAAGACCAAGGUUCCCCGUCUGGAGGAAUACCUGCAACAGAGAGACUACCUUGGGGCCCUGACACUGUUAGAGUUUCAGAGAAGCAUUGGAGAGAAAGAGGAGCAUGCAGACCUCUGGAUUGGCUACUGUGCCUUUCACUUGGGGGAUUACAAGAGAGCUAUGGAGGAGUACAAGUCUCUGACCAUGAAGCCUGAAUGUCCUGCUGACGUGUGGGUCUAUCUGGCCUGUGUCCUGUUUUUUCUGGGGCUUUAUAAAGAGGCUGAGGAGGCUGCAUCUAAGGCGCCAAUGUCCCCCCUGCAAAACCGCCUACUCUUCCACUUGGCUCACAAGUUCAACGAUGAGAAGAAGCUGAUGGGUUUCCACCAGAACCUGGAGGAUGUGACAGAGGACCAGCUAAGCCUGGCAUCCAUCCACUACAUGCGCUCCCACUACCAGGAGGCAAUAGACAUCUAUAAACGCCUUCUACUGCAGAACAGAGAUUUCCUGGCCCUGAAAGUUUAUGUGGCUCUGUGUUACUACAAGCUGGACUACUAUGAUGUGUCCCAGGAGGUGUUGGCUGUGUACCUGCAGAGCAUGCCUGAAUCCACUAUUGCCCUCAACCUCAAGGCCUGCAACCACUUUAGACUCUACAAUGGCAAAGAAGCUGAGGCUGAGUUGAAGAACUUAAUCGACAUCUCCUCCUGCUCCUUUGAGUUUGCUAAGGAGCUUAUCCGACACAACCUGGUGGUGUUUCGUGGUGGGGAGGGGGCGUUGCAGGUGCUGCCUCCUCUGAUCGAUGUGAUCCCUGAGGCCAGACUCAACCUGGUCAUAUACUAUCUCAGACAGGAUGAUGUCCAGGAAGCAUACAGCCUAAUCCAAGAUUUGGUGCCUACGACACCUCAGGAAUAUAUUUUGAAGGGAGUGGUAAAUGCAGCAUUGGGACAAGAAAUUGGAUCAAGGGAUCAUUUGAAAAUUGCUCAACAGUUCUUUCAGUUGGUCGGAGGCUCGGCUAGCGAAUGCGACACUAUUCCUGGCAGACAAUGCAUGGCCUCCUGCUUCUUCCUCUUGAGACAGUUUGAAGAUGUUCUCAUAUAUCUAAACUCAGUCAAGGGUUACUUCUAUAAUGACGAUACAUUCAACUUCAACUAUGCUCAGGCUAAAGCAGCUCUUGGCAACUACAAAGAAGCAGAAGAGGUUUUUCUGCUGAUUCAGAAUGAAAAGAUCAAGAAUGACUAUGUAUACCUCAGCUGGCUGGCACGAUGCUACAUAAUGAACCAGAAGGGCCGGCUUGCCUGGGAGCUCUAUCUGAAGAUGGGUACUUCCUCUGAUUCCUUCAGUCUGCUGCAGCUCAUUGCCAACGACUGCUACAAGAUGGGCCAGUUCUACUAUGCAGCCAAAGCGUUUGAUGCACUGGAGAAACUGGACCCAGGCUCCAACUACUGGGAAGGAAAGAGAGGGGCAUGUGUCGGCAUCUUCCAGCUCAUACUGGCAAACAAGGAGUCCAAGGAGACACUUAAAGAGGUGGUGCCCCUGCUGCAAAAUUCAGGAAACCCCCAGGUUGAAUACAUAAUCCGAGCUCUGAGGAAGUGGGCCAAAGACAACAGAGUCCUCCUCUCUUGACAACCUUCAGAACUGAACUGAAGAGCUCACUACAGGUCUACAUUAAGAGUAGCCACAUUAUGCAGACAUCAGCAGUCGUUUCCAUUGAAUGAAUUGUAUGAAUGAUAUCUAUGCCACAUGAAGCAAAGAAAUAUGGGGCUAUUAUCUCUGCUACUCCGUAGUGUUUUCUAUUAAGAUUGAAUUUCUCUGUGUAUUUAUAUUUGUAUUAAAAUGUGACUGUAUUUUAAAAAAAUACGUUGAGAGAUUAAUUUGUAUGAAUAUCAAUGUGAAAACUGACUUUAUGCAGUUUUUUUUUCAUCUUUUUUAAGCAAUGCAAAAAUAAAGAAGAACCGAACAAUUAAAGAAAUCAGGCCAAAGUGGAUCAAAGGCAAGACAAAAAUAAAUAUAUAUGUAUUUACAAUUAUAUUUCUAAGAGGUAACUAAGAUUAAAGAUAUUUAGAUAUAAGAAUCUGUCCACUUGUAUAUCUGAAUGUGAAUGUUAAACAGUAAAAUUUCCAACGAGUGACAAUCCAGAAAAAGUCUAAGUGAACAGAUAUGUAAUGUAUUAAGGUCUUUCAGAAAUGUAUCAGUAAGUACUGAAGGUGCUCAAUAGUUUAUAUUGCAGAAUAACAAACAAUAUAAGGACACAUUCAUAACAUAGUUUAAUAUAAUUGGGAGCACAGCUGCUACACUUGAGCUGUUCUGUAUACUUCAUUGAGUAUGUUGUGUGAUGACUGUUGAAAAGUAUAUUAAUAAUCUGGAAAACCAGCUUUUUUCUUUGUAAAAUGCAUUUGGCAAUUUCAUGUUUGACAAACAUACAGCUGGUGGAUGAAUUAUACUAUUUUCCGGUCAUACAACAAGGUUAAAGAACUAUGUAAUUGAUUUAAUGUUGCACUUCCAUAUAGACGAGGGUUUGUUAAAAGACAAUUUAAACAAAAGAAAGGUCUCAGUCAAAGCAGCAGAGGCAGAUAAAUCCUGAACUUUAGUCAUGAGAGUAAGUCAAGUUAAAAAAAACCCUGCUGGAUCCUAUAAUGAAAUUCAAUAGCACCUUUAAUUACACCUUCCUGUCUGUUUGAAUGUUGUCACCUUUAACUUUUUAGGCCUUUUGUGAUGCAGAUUUUAUGUUAAAAAAAAUUAAAAAAGCCAGACAUGACAGAGCUCCUCCAGAUCCACAGAAGACGUUCUAAAAGUGUUUUCACAGGCAGAGAGGGUGUCUGCAUUAAGCCAGUUAAAUGUAUAAACUACCCUUUUCACAGAGAGCAGGAGGACACUGAACAGACGUCUAACAGGCUGUCACACUCUGCAGAGGCUGUGUGCAGCCAGUCACAGGCGAGGGAUGUCUGGCUACAGAGUGAAGAAGAAGGCAACAUUUUAUCUCCUGACAUACAUGUUAAACCUGGUUGUAACCAAUCAUAAAGCAAAGCUGUAUUUAUUUAUUCUCAGUGUCCAGACCAUGAAAUAAUGAUUUGGUCAACCAGGCUGUCCGUCCCACUGUUGACCAGAUGUCAGCUGUGAUGCAGUUUUGUUGUUUGCCAACUGAAAAGAGGACGAAGAGAUUUAACCUGCAGCUUUGUUGACAGGUCCCCAACAAAAAGUGGACCUGGAAUGUGGACGCGAAUAGUUUUCACAUGAAACUAAAUACUUAUUGUAGACCUAAGUUGUACUCCUCAUAAUGAUUAAACUGAUCCUCGUGUAAAA